Molecule: messenger RNA, 3078 nt
Organism: Trichoderma gamsii
Lineage: Eukaryota; Fungi; Ascomycota; Sordariomycetes; Hypocreales; Hypocreaceae
Exons: 5
Coding region: 1-3078 (1025 amino acids)
Biological process (GO): regulation of DNA-templated transcription; DNA-templated transcription
Cellular component (GO): nucleus
Molecular function (GO): DNA-binding transcription factor activity, RNA polymerase II-specific; zinc ion binding; DNA binding
Source: RefSeq, a predicted model, not a curated record
AUGACUGCGUUGGAGGAAUCCCUUGCUGGCCCCAAACGGCAUAAACACUCUUGUUAUCAGUGCAAGCGGAGGAAACAAAAGUGUGACCGAAUAUGGCCCUGCUCGCCUUGCGCCACUCGUGUCGAGUCGAUGGAAUGCUCCUUCAGUGGUAACCCAUCACGUCGAUCUAUUACGAAGAGUUCAAAGGCAGCACGUAAAAUUCGCCGGCAGAAACUUGCGGCUGCAGCAGAGGCGGCUUCUCUUCAUACUGGAGAAGAAGCCAGCAGCGCAGUCGUAGUACAGGCAGCGGACAAAGAAGGGCGUCUUGAUGCAGGCCAUGGCUUAAACGUGGACGGUGAAUGCCAUGCGCAAGACGUCGGCAACAGCACUGCCGUGCAGCCAGACUCGCACCGCUGCGAAUGUCAAUAUCCCGCGGCACGUGAAGCUGAAGCAGAGGAGAAAUUGCCCCCCUUUGAAAAGCGACAUGACGAUCAAUACUCCAGAUCAGCUUCAGAUUGUGAACAGCUCCGAGAAGCCCUGAGAGCUCUCCCUCAACAACGGGAUCGUAUGGGUAUGCCUCGACUUUGUUUUAUUGAUGCGGUAGUGUUUGUGUUUGAGCUAACCGGCCAUUGUGGUUUCAAUGCAGAUGCGCUCGUUCUGAGCUUUUUCCAAAAUGUGAACCCCCACUACAGUCUGGUUCACCAAGCCGAAUUCGCCGCUGAAUAUGCAGCAUGGUGGGAAAAGCGAGCAAAGAACGAACCGUUACCAGUCCCAUGGACCUGCCUAUUACUUACUCUCUGCGCGUGCGCGUGUCAGCAUCUGCCUGUCGACAUACAAGAGAAGCUUGAAGAAAUGUUCCACGCCAAGUGCCAAUAUCUCACAGAAAAGUACCAUUACCAGGCACGAAUGCUCUACAAUGUGAUUCCCGAGGGUCAAUAUUACCGCCAUAAUGUCAUGUGGAUGCUGCAUUCGACCUAUUGGUUCAAAGCUGAGGCUCUGUUUACUGAAUGCUGCCACGUCUUCAUCACGGCCGUUAGAGAGGCUCAAGAGCUCGGAUUCAAUAGAGAAGAGUGUGGAGAGCACCUGUCGAGCUUUGAGCGCGAGAUGCGGCGGAGAGCUUGGUGUAUUAUAGAUUGCUGGGAUUGGCAAAUAGCUUCCGGACUCGGCCGAGAUACUCUUAUUGACCAUAGCAUGUGCAAUGUCCAGCGCCCAUCAUUAACAUUAGAAUUGGACGGACAAUUCUCCCCCUUGAUGCAUAUGAAUAUGCAGUCAGACUUGGUGCAUAAAUUGGCUGAACGGUUUCAUUCUCCUGCCAAAAUCAUUACACCUAUCGAGGUAAUGGAUUACAAGGAAAUAAUUGACGAAUGGAUGCGAAACUUUCCUGCCAUCUUUGCGCUGGAAAAUCCCGACACAUCACACGACGAAGAGCAACCUUGGAUCGAAUAUCACCGUUACUACAACUAUACCAUGGGGUUCAUGAUGCUUCUCAAUCCGUUUCGACAGCACAUGAGGCAAUCUUUCGAACAGGACACUCCAGAAGAGCAACUGGAGCUGCGUACUAUCGCCGUCAAUAUGUCUAUACGAUUAGUCAAAGUGUUGGACAACUGGAUAAAUUAUCUUACAUUUCGCGACGGACGGUUCCACUUCAUCAUAUUCUCACUUGUCGAUGCGGCAACGAUGCUGGCCGAUGUCAUCCGCAAUGAUAAAGCCAGGACUGCGACUCGUCGAUACGAAAUGUACCAGACACUCGAAAAAUCUCGCUUGCUACAAGGAAAGCUCCAAUGUCUCUCGAAAUCUGCGGACAAGGGAUUCAGAAUCGUUCACAAGACCUUUAAAAGACUGAUGAAAGACGCUCCCAAAGAGGAUUAUGUCUAUCUGCCAGAUGGGAAAGACGAUACUGAGCAAGAAGUGUUACGAGCUGCGAUGGAGUCAAUAUCACUUUCUGCGGAAAACCGCAUAGAUUCUGGAAAACAAAGGCGGAAAGCGAGAGAAGCUCUUGCUGAGGUAUAUGCUGCUAAACCGGGAUUGCAGUCUUUGCCUUUCAGCCAUGAUGAUGACUGCCAUGACUGUCAUGAAAAUCACGGACAUGAUGGAAAUGGCGUGCUCGAAUCUGCUCAUUACGGGAUAGCCGCGAAUGUAUUCCCUGAUCAUUAUGUGGCCGCAUCCGAAGAUCAUAGACUGCCAACGUCUUCAACUUACGAUCUAGCUGCGCCUGCUGACUACUCUGUCGCUGCUCCUCCGAUUGAUCUUGCGGCGACUUCCUCUUAUAUCGAACUUCCUCGGAACCCCGGUUACAAUGAGCCUCUACCUUUAGAAUAUGUCACGUCUGCGCCUCUUGAUUAUACCACAGCUGCGCCUCUGGUCGAUCCCGCAGCGGCUUCGGCUUACGUUGAGCCUGUUGCUUCAGACCAUAUCUUUUCUGCGUCCCCAGGUGAUGCUGGAGUUGCAUUCUCAAACAAUGCUAUUGCACCUAAUUUAUACGGGAAUACUUUACCUAUAGACUAUGGUGCAAUCGCCUCUUCUGGUUUUGACGCAUCUCUUCCCUUGGGCUAUUCUACCACUGUUUCUCCUUAUACCAAUGCUAUGCUUCCCGUGUAUAAUGCGUUUGCAUACUUCGAGAACACUGGAGUCAUGUCUGCAGACAACGUUGAUACGAAUCCUCCGCUCUUUUCUGCUCCCACAGCAUUCGGUAGUCUUGUAGCUCCUCAAAUCCAGCCCUUUCCGGGCUAUGGCGCUACUGCACUGGAUACUACUUAUGGGUCGUAUGACAAUGUUACAGGCCCUCAGGAUUUGUUGUCUAGCACUGCUCCUAUGACCUAUGCCACUCCUGCGACUUCUAUCUCCCAGUCAUCUCCCGAAAGCUACCCAUAUUCUGAGACAUAUGUCGCUCCUGCGUUGUACAAUACUGCCGCACCUUAUUCUGAUCCCACGAUUCACGUCGAUUCUGCUACAUCUUCCACAUCUCCUGAUUCGAAUCCUUCUUCCGCGAACUUUGAUGCCGCAGAAACUCACGCAGCCGCAAUAGUUACAGCGACCUAUGGACCCUAUUCUAUUGCAGGGUAUAGCGAAGAAAAUGCCCAGCAACCGCACCACUUUUAG